UACUGAGUAAAAAAUUCUAAAUGAAUUUUGUUUUUGAGUCAAGGUUGUCAGUGAAAAACCUUCCAGAAGUUGGAGAUUUCAUCCAGGUUUUUGGUCAACCAGAAAUCUUGAAAAAACUAAAAGUUCAAGAGGAUGAAUACAGCGCUGAGAGUCCCAGAUGGGCGUUUGAUCUGUCAGUCACUCCUGGAGAAAUCUUGUUGUCUUUGAGCUCCUCAGUGAAGAAUCCAUUUCCAGCAGUCUUAAACAUCAGUUUUACAUGUUCACACUCAGAGAUAUCCAACACUGACUGGACACUCUUCUUACAGACACUCAGCAAGGCAGGAAAAUUAGCAGAAGACUCUUCAGCUCUUGAGGAUCAUGUCAGUUUGCUGCUGUCUUCAUUUCACUCAGUGGGUUUGAAGAAGUUGGAUCUGAAGGUGUUCAGUCUGAAUGAGAGCUGGGCUUCUGGGAUCAUUUCCCUCGUCCAGACCUGCACCAGUCUACAGGAGCUCAGUGUCAGUGUCACUGGAUUGCUGCUUGAGGAGGGACUCGAGUUACUGCAAAAAUCAAUGACGGAUCCACACUGCACUGUGACCAUUGAAGGGUGGAAGUGCACUAAACUCACUGACCAGUGCACAGAACAAGACUGGACACACAGCUGUAAUGAGAAAGUGGAGAUUCACUUCACACCAUCAUCAUCUCUGUUCUCUAGGCUGAACAUCUUUGACUCUGAACAGUCUGGACUGGAUCUUCACUGUCAGUCUUGUGUUCACAUUGUUGAUAGUGAUCAGUGGGUUCAGGUAGAGCCGUCAGUCUGUAGAGAUGAAGCAGGGUCAAAGUUCAGGAUCAGCACUCAGGCGGGUCGAUUCGAGUGCAGCAGGACCAGAAUGCGAUGGGUCUGUGCUGGUGACGUCACUCUCCAGUACCGUGCAGUGGAUGGACGUUUCCUCAGUGCUGAGCUGAAGAGGCUUCAGUGUGAGCGAAUUGGUCCAGUGAUUGAUGUGACCGUGAUCUCAGGGAAACUGGAGGAGGCUCAUCUACCUCACUACGCCUGUUUAGCAGAGUCUGACCCCUCUCUCAAUGAUGCUGUGAAGCUCCUGAGCAAAAGAAAUGAAGGAGUAUCUUUACAAUCUGUAGAGUUGACCCGUUAUCAUGCCAAAAUACUCCAACCAUCCUUCUCUCUUACAACUCUAAUUAUAAGCUGGAUCAUGAAGUGGGAAGAACACUGCAGUCUUCUUCUCUACAUGCGCUGUAAAGAUCCUCUCAUUCUUCACAUCUACUUUUUUCCAGUGAAUGACACUUGUUCAAAAGAGAAAGUUGAGCAUAUUGAAAAAUCAAGUCAUCCGAUCAGCCAUCCCAGACCAAACAGACCAUUUCGGAUGAAAACACCGCACCUUCUUGAGGUUCCUGGUGCUUCUGUCCAUCCUGUAGAAGGGAUUUCAUUUAGAACAGAUGUUGAUCCAAACUUCUUCAAGGUCAAACAGCUUCAGGAUGGUGACGUACAAAUGAAUCUUAUCAGAGAGGAGGACAAGAAAUCUGUGUGGACUGCCACAAUAUGGAAAGACGAACUUGUUCAGUUAAAUCAAAAGAAAGUACAAGAUGAGCCGCAACUGAAUUCUGAGAUUGAUAAAGCUAAAUUUUUUGAUAAACACAGAUCAGCUCUCAUUCAAAGGGUUAAAAAUGUGAAGAGCAUUGCAGAUAAACUGCGUGAGCAGAGAAUAAUUCAUGAGGAAUUAUAUUCUGAAAUCACACAUUGUAAUUUAAGCAGUCAGGAUAGUAUGAGAAAGAUCUGUUACACAGUGCAUUCAAGUGGUGUGAUUGCAAAAGCUCAAUUCAUCAUGAUUCUUCAGGAAGAAGAGCCCUACCUCUCUGAAGAACUGGUGCGUUCAGAUUCUUAAUGAUUCUCUUGGUGAAUAUAUUGCUUUAGCUGGGCAACUGCAUAGAUGAACAGCCAGUAAAUUAAAUGAUAAAAUCACGUAACUGUUAAAUUGAUUUGUGAACUGAAUUGAAAUAUUAAUUAAAAAAAAAAAAAACAUUACUAAAUUAACUCAGGAUGACUCAUUUACUAGUCCUACUAGUAUUUGUGCAAAUUAAAUUUAUUGAAGAUAAAGAACACAUUGAAAUGGUCAAUUUGUACUUCUGGACUGUUGAAAUAUAUUUUGUCAUCUGAUAAGGACAUUGAAUAAGGUAAAUGGAUUUUUUUUUGUUCUGUACAGAUUUUAUUUCUAUAGCCUACAGCUGAGUCGAGUCCUAAAUAAAUUUUGCUGUAUUGUACAGUUUGACAUCAUAUUGUUUACUUACAUUAAUAGUUCAUUUUGUAAACUGAAUUUUGGCAUUGCAAAAUAAAUAAAUAAUAAACACAA
This is a messenger RNA of Ctenopharyngodon idella (grass carp), 2342 nucleotides long. Its product is annotated as NACHT, LRR and PYD domains-containing protein 1 homolog. The coding region runs from base 21 to 1877 and encodes 618 amino acids. The record is from RefSeq and is a predicted model, not a curated record. Lineage: Eukaryota; Metazoa; Chordata; Actinopteri; Cypriniformes; Xenocyprididae. Gene Ontology annotation, biological process: regulation of apoptotic process; innate immune response; inflammatory response. The transcript has 6 exons.